Messenger RNA from Komagataella phaffii GS115, 972 nucleotides. RefSeq lists its product as hypothetical. NCBI's taxonomy places the organism in Eukaryota, Fungi, Ascomycota, Pichiomycetes, Pichiales, Pichiaceae. The transcript has a single exon. Bases 1 to 972 code for a protein of 323 amino acids. The record is from RefSeq and is a predicted model, not a curated record.
AUGUCUGAUCUGAAUUUCUCAGAUAUUGUGAAUAGUUCCCCUCGCAGUGAAAGUAGAAAGAGGGUCAAAAGUAAUCCAGCCAAUGAAAAUUCACAGAUAAUCGAAUUGGGAGACGAGAAAGACCAGCUUAUGGCAAAGAGGAAGGAGCUAAAGAGGAAGAUACUUCUCAAUAAAGAACAGCUAAAAGAGCUACAAGGAGUGAAGGAAAACUUGGCAUCCUCCAAAUAUGGCAUUGAAAAUGAUAAUGAGACUGAAGACAUAAUAAUACCCCAUUCUGGGUUGCUCCAAUUGUUCAUGAAAUAUAAUACUUACCCUUCUCACGACAUGGAAAGUAGACUGAAAUACCUGCGAAGAGUCUUUCCCAACCUGAAGUUGGAAGUCAGCUCCGAGCUUACUAAACAGGUUUUAGUAGAUGUUCAAAUUCAGAGGUUGAACGCGUUUCCCAGACUGGUCUCUAAUUUCAAAAUAAGAAUGACUAUUGAUAAGAAGGAAGAGAAACUUGAUGAUUGGUCGUUGGUUGAGCAUGACUUUGACAUUGAAGACCCACGUUUUGUUCAAAAACUUAAUGGUAAGGACCCAUCCAAGUUCCUGUUUGGACUUCAUGAGUAUUUCGAAUUCUACAAUGAACGAUUCGAUACGUUCCACAGAAUUAUCAGGAAUUUUAAGGAUGAGCUACAACUGAUAGGAUUUGAUACUUUCAACUCUGGCCAGCAGGAGUUGAAACUACUGCUACAUCUUAUAGAUGAAAAAUCAAUCACAAUCACAGAUUCCACGCUAAAUCUACAGAUCAACUGGCGAAUAUUAUUUGAUGAUCUUGAAGAGACGUUCUAUGACUCAAUUUCAUGUAAUGUGACCAAAAAGAAUGAGAUAUUCACAGAUUCAGGUCUCGAUGAAACACUUCAAACAUUGCUGCAUUACAAAUCUAGCUAUGAAUCGUUGUCUAUUAUAGUUAAAUCACUCUUCCAACUGUAA